CGCUGAAGGUGUGAUAACGCGAGAACUCGACGGGCACUUGUUGCAAGAAACAAAUCAAUGCCAAAGGUCUUGCAUGAAAAAUCGGUGAUUGGCCAUAUUAUUUGUCAACAAACUUGACCCAAACCUUGUGCGAUGACAGAUGUAAGACAGAGGACUGUCAACUCAUCAGAAACGACUAAAUCUGAGACUAAUAAUGCCAAAGAUCAAUCAGAUGAAGAAGAUGAUUUGGCACCAGGGGAGACAACUGACCCGUCAACCAUACCACAGGGUACAGAAAAAACACCUGAUGUUUUAGAUGGGGCAUUGAAAGAUAUCAAUCCAAGAUGGAGAAAUUGGAUAAUAAGAGGUAUUUUUACAUGGGUUAUGAUAUUUGCAUUUGGUUUUGUCAUCUAUAUGGGCCCAUUAGCUUUAGUAUUAUUGGUUAUGGCUAUACAGAUCAAAUGUUUCCAUGAGAUCAUCCUUAUAGGAUAUAUAGUCUACAGAUCCUAUGAUUUACCAUGGUUCAGAACAUUAAGUUGGUAUUUCCUCUUCGCAUCCAAUUAUUUUUUCUAUGGUGAGAGCUUGGCGGCAUAUUUUGGUGUAUUGUUAUCCAGAGCUGAGUUCUUGAUGCCAUUUUUCACAUAUCAUCGCUUUAUAUCCUUCUCGCUAUAUGUGGCUGGUUUGGUGGCAUUUGUGUUUAGUUUAGUGAAGAAACACUAUCUCAAACAGUUCACAUUGUUUGGUUGGACACAUGUAACUCUGCUUAUUGUUGUGACACAGUCCCAUCUUAUUAUACAGAAUAUAUUUGAAGGAUUGAUAUGGUUGUUGGUUCCUGUCUCAAUGAUUAUCUGUAAUGACAUCAUGGCCUACAUGUUUGGUUUCUUCUUUGGCAAAACGCCACUCAUUCAACUAUCACCAAAGAAAACAUGGGAAGGCUUUAUUGGGGGUGCAUUAUCAACUAUUGUCUUUGGUAUUGUGCUCUCAUAUGGUCUAGUUCAGUUUGAUUUCUUUGUGUGUCCACUAAGGUAUGAUGAUAUUAAAGAAGCUCUGUCAAUGGAUUGCGAGAGGCAUCCAGUAUUCAAAGUAACUGAGUACAACCUACCAGAAACGCUACAAGGUUUAUUUAGAAUAGUGGGAAUACCAUGGACUAUUAUGAAAAUAUAUCCUUUUAUUCUUCAUUCAAUUUGUAUGGCAAUUUUUGCAUCAGUCAUUGGACCAUUUGGUGGAUUUUUUGCCAGUGGGUUUAAGAGAGCCUUUAAAAUCAAGGAUUUUGGUGACACAAUACCAGGGCAUGGAGGUAUAAUGGACAGAUUUGAUUGUCAGUUUCUCAUGGCAACAUUCAUUCAUGUUUAUUAUUCAAGUUUUAUAAGAGUUCCAAAUCCUACAAAAUUGGUGCAGCAUGUGUUUACAUUAAAACCAGAGGAACAAAUCCAAGUUUUUUACAUGUUACGGGACAGAUUAUUGGCCAAGGGUAUCUUGAAUGGCACAGAUUCCUGAAGAUAAUUUAUAGUUUUAAUGGGUAUAUUAUGUGUGUAAACCACAUGCUUCUUAAUCUCAGAUUUUAGAAUUUUUGUCCAUAUAUAUAACGGUUUAAUCAAUAUUUUCUUAAUUCUCUCAAAUUUGUGAAUACCGGUAGACAUAGAUGUUGAAGUCAUGGUGUGCAAUUUAGUGAUUGAUCAUAUUUUGUAAGUUCCAAUAACAAUGUGUGUGGUUGUAGGUAAGCAACUUGAUUAGUCUAUAUAUUAAUUUAGAAAUUGAGACUUAAAAAAAGAUUAAAAUUAUUUAAAGUAGCUAAGUCCGUAACUCAAUAUCAUCCAAUUUGCAAUUUAAAUCAACAUUGGUGUUGUGAUCUUACCUGGAAAAGAUGGGCUUCUGAUAUCCAAUAUUUAAGACAAAAUAAACAUUUUACCAUUGGUACACGAAUCGCGUACCAUAAUGCGUUUCGGCGCCAUUUGUAACAAGGUGCUCAAAGAAUGAGGCUAGACAUAUUCCACAAGUCAUGUCAAACGGUGAUAUCAUAUUCUUAUUUGGAGAGCAUGCGCAAUAAAUAAUAUCGGUGUUGACUGGAAUAACCAGACGCUAGAAACUGACUUGCGGUUGAGACUUCUGGCGUAUUUCGCCGAACAUAACUGAUGACAAUUCACAGUAAAAAGGACAAGAUUGAAUGUAAAACAGUUUAUAUAAAUUCAUAUUACAUUAUUAUAUGUGUUGCGACCCAUUUGUGCCAAUUUCUAGAUCACAAAAUAUUGGCGAUUUAGCUCCUUUAAAGCAGUUUUAAAUCUUUGCUGCUUAAUUACAUUCAAAUUGGGGUUAACCCAACAAAUGUUAUUAUAAUGACCAAUAUAUAUUACUACCUUUGAGCUAGUGAAGGAUCACAAAUACAAUAUUUGAAUUUAAUUCAACCAACUGAGCAAAAUUGUUUACAUGACUAUAUUGAAUGAAAUUUAUUAUCUGCAUGUACAUGGUCUAUAUAUUGCUUUAAGUGGAUCUCAGACUGUACCUGUUGAAUGUAUAAUAUUAUGCUAUACCAUUUAGCAAUAUCAGUGCAUGGGUUAUCAAAAUGUAAAUUAUUCAUAUUGUUUGCAUAAUAUAAUAAACUAAUGUGUGAAUGGAAGAAGAAUGGAAAUAUAAAUCUAUACAUAGUCAAUAUUCUCUUGUAUUAGAUCUUGUAUUUAUGUAGUAGUAACUAAGUUGUAAGAAGAUCUUUAAUACACAUAUAAGAUCUUAAAGAUGAUAAACAUCUUUGAUAUACAUUUAAAUAAAAUCUUGACUUGGGGUUGAUCUGAUGUGUUAUUUUGAUUAGAGAUAGGACCAAAUCUAUAUAAAUGUGUUUUUGUUUUGAAAGAAGAUUAACUAAUUGAAGUUUUGUGCUGGGUUCAGUAAUUUCUCGACAAUUGGAGUGUCUCUGGACCUGAAAAUAUAUAUGUAUCAGAUACCCGCUUUCCAAAACAAAUCAACACAUCAGAUUUAAUCAAAUGCACAAUUUUAUUUUUUUCCGAGAUGAUAUAGAUCUAGCUGUUUUAGAAAGUAAAAAGAUAUUUAAUAAUUACCUCUAGAGACAAUCUCAUAUAAAUUGUUUGUAUGAGAAGAAUAUCACCUUCAUUCUAUUCCAUUUGCCAAACUAGUAAGUUAUUGGCUUUAAGAGCAGUGGGUGGAAUUAUUUUUAUUUUUUAAUGUAAAUCUUAAACUUUGUGUGAUCAGUAAGAAAGUCUAAGUAACAUACUGGUAUAUUAGAUUAUGAACCUCCGCCCAUGGACUCAGUUAUCUAGUCAAAGCUGGUUUAUAUAUCUUUUGAUAAAUAACCAUACAUUCAAACCAGAUUAAGAAUUUAAAUAUUAUGAUCUGUUCACAAAAAAGAUUUAUAAUGUCAGAUAAUUUUUGCUACUUAUAAUAUGUUGGUAUGUGAAGCUCAAUUUGGUUUUUAAGCUUAAUGUUAUUAUUUUAUAUUUUAAAGAAAUGUCCAAGUAUGAAAUGAUAGUAAUAUUUCUAUUGAGUGUGAUGUUAUUAAAUGUACACGGGUGUAUGAACGAAUGGUGAUUUUUUAAUACAAUUUUUGUUUACACGAUUUUAAAAAUUAUUAUGUUUAAUAAUGUUGAUUUGGCAUAUUUUUCACAUAUAUUUUUUUUUUCUUUUUCACUUCCAUUAUUAUAUAUAUGUAUUGUUUUUCUCUUCUAAAGAUGCCAAUAUAGGAAAGAUGUUCACAAUUUCAAAAUCUUAAGUAUAGAAAAAUGGAGUUAUAUAGCGCUGAGUCAUGUGAUAAAAAUCUGUUUUUUGAUAAAACUGAUUUGCAUUACAAUUUUGAAAACAAAAAAUAUUAUCCUUGUACCAGUACGGUUGCAAUUAUCUUGAAGGAGCAAACAACAAAUAAAAUGAUUAUGAAAAUAUGUUGGUCUGAAUAUCAGUUUUAGAUAUGACCGCUUCAAUUACAAAACCACAAAAAAUGAUCCUGUUACGAUCUGUUAGAAGUAACAUCAGUAGCAAAAUGAAAACUCUCCUAAAGGCACUAAACCUUUUUGAUUUACGUCGCAAUAAAGUAUUGAAUUGGGUUAAUAAGAUGGAUUAUUUCAAUCAUUGAUGGGGAAAGUUCUAUCAAAUUAAGAUUAUGCAGAAGUCAGCUUUGUUAAAGUUUUAGUUACUAUGAAAACAAAUAGAUUAUAUCUCAAUAGACUGAAUAUUUUCAAUGAAGAUAGGUUGUCUUCCAUCAAAACAAAUCAAUAUGUAAAAUGCAUUGAAUUUGACAUUUUAAUUUUUGACCCUAGUCAGGGCGUUGAUCUACUUUGUAAACUCUAGACUUUUUUGAUUUAAGUCAAAUAAUAAAAGUACAUUUUUAGCAUUGCGCUGCAUAAAGUCUGGAGUGAGAGUACCUCUAUAACAUCUGGUGAGAGUUUAUUCCAAAAUGUUGCCCAAAUAAUUUUAAUUUAGCAUUAGCCAAUCCUAGUAUUCCACCAGGAUGAUAUUUUUGGCACAAAUUCCGAUAGUUGACUUGGUGCGGUUGUUGGUAGCAUGUAAGUGAUUGAGAGUUUUAAAUUUCGUAUGAGUCGCAACUUGGAACUGUGAAGUUCAUCUGGUGUAAUAGUAAAGGGAAAAAUGCAAAUAGUUUAAUUUUUUGUUUUCGAAAUAUCAAGCCACAACUUUAUUUCCCCCCCCCCCCCCCCUGAAGAGGUUGACACAUUUUAAUUUGUUCAUUAAGGCUAGAAUGGUUUUCAUCAGUACAAAAAUUAUAUUAAGAAUAAAUUAUUAUUAAUAAGUUCACGGUAGGUUUCAUUUAGAUACACAUGCAGUGUUUUCUCUUAUCUUUAUGAUUCUGAUAUAAUUAAUACAUAUAAUGAUCAUACAGGUACAUAUAACCCUAACAAUAAAACCAUUAUGCGGUUCAUAUAACUACAGCUAAUCUGUUGAUACAUAUAAGAGAUACUCAUCUAGUGUUGUUAAUAUGUAUAAUAAUAUAGAUAAUAUAUUGAGUGUUAUAUUAGUUACAGUAGUAUGUAUUGUAGAUAUAUCUAUAUUAACUUUAUUGUUAUAUAUUUAUUGUUCUAUUCAGUAGUACUAAUACUGUAUUGUGAUCAUCUAUGUUGGCAUAUUUUGUGAAUUAAAUUGUAAUAUUUA
This is a messenger RNA of Patella vulgata (common limpet), 5085 nucleotides long. Its product is annotated as phosphatidate cytidylyltransferase 2. The transcript has 11 exons. The coding region runs from base 133 to 1476 and encodes 447 amino acids. The record is from RefSeq and is a predicted model, not a curated record. Lineage: Eukaryota; Metazoa; Mollusca; Gastropoda; Patellidae. Gene Ontology annotation, cellular component: endoplasmic reticulum membrane. Gene Ontology annotation, molecular function: phosphatidate cytidylyltransferase activity.